This is a messenger RNA of Cryptomeria japonica (Japanese cedar), 1688 nucleotides long. Its product is annotated as UDP-N-acetylglucosamine transporter UGNT1. NCBI's taxonomy places the organism in Eukaryota, Viridiplantae, Streptophyta, Pinopsida, Cupressales, Cupressaceae. Bases 277 to 1362 code for a protein of 361 amino acids. The record is from RefSeq and is a predicted model, not a curated record. Gene Ontology annotation, molecular function: antiporter activity; GDP-fucose transmembrane transporter activity. Gene Ontology annotation, cellular component: Golgi apparatus. The transcript has 10 exons.
UACGCAGGAAGGAGCGGUCUAUCCCGUUUAAAACUCAAAUAUUAAUUUCUUAUCAAUUUUCUGUCCCUUCGUGCUUUUCUGGUCAAGGAUAGAACCACAAGUAAAAUACACCUAGGUCACUUGAACCCAUGAAAAACUAGCGCGUUGACAAUGAUUUUCCGACAUUUACAGCCACGUUGAACGAGGCAACAGCCGCGAAGUUUGCCCGGCAGACCCCAUAGGUUUUAUCUGUACGAUGCCAAUUUAAAUUGAUGCGUAUGUUACAGGGCUCCUCCUAUGUUUCGCGAGAGAAUUGAAGCCUCAGGCAGCAGCAGAGGGAUUCGAUCCAUGGACACCGCGGCGGACAAGGAUCGCUUAUUGCCCAUCACAACGGGAGAUGCAGAUGAAAGCAAACAACCACCUCCCUGGAAGGGCACCACCAUGACCAAGCGAGGCGCCCUUGCCGCCCUCUCCUACAUGACCAGCGCGGUGAUGCUGGUGAUGUUUAACAAAGCAGUUCUAUCAUCAUACAACUUUCCUUCUGCCAACGUCAUCACAUUGCUUCAGAUGAUCUCGUCAACUGUAUUUUUAUAUGCGAUGAGGUCAUGGAAUAUAAUUUCCUUCAAGACAGUUGAAGGGAGAAAUACCAUGACGGACACAUCUUCUAAAUUGUUUUUGUCUCUAGAAACUUUUUGGCGCACAUCACCUCUUUCAAUUGCUUAUUUACUAUACAUGAUUGUUGGCAUGGCUUCAAUUCGUGGGGUUAAUGUGCCAAUGUACACAACGCUGAGACGGACAACUGUAUUCUUUACAAUGAUUAUGGAAUACUUUCUUUCAGGACAGAAGCAUUCUCCUCCUAUAGUUGGCAGUGUGGGCUUGAUUUUGUUGGGAGCAUUUGUUGCUGGAGCUAGGGACUUGUCCUUUGAUUUUUACAGCUAUAUGAUAGUUAUAGUUUCCAACAUAACUACAGCAAUAUACCUAAUAACCAUAGCUCGCAUUGGGAAAUCUAGUGGUCUCAACAGCUUUGGUCUAAUGUGGUGUAAUGGCCUGAUUUGUGGACCUCUACUUCUUUUAUGGACUUUCUUUAGUGGUGAGCUAGAAAUGACGAUGAAUUUUACACAUUUGUAUUCUCUAGUGUUUCAGGUUAUGAUGCUCCUGUCCUGUACAAUGGCAUUUUGUAUUAACUAUGCAAUAUUUCUAAAUACGACUCUUAAUUCUGCCCUUACACAAACUAUUUGUGGUAAUUUGAAGGAUUUUGUCACUGUAGCCAUUGGCUGGCUUUUGUUUGGUGGACUACCUUUUGAUUGGUUGAAUGUUAUUGGCCAGUCUCUUGGGUUCUUAGGUUCGGGUGUAUAUGCUUACUGCAAAAUCAAGGGGAAGUGAUGACGAUCGCUACUGUCUCCUACACGGUCAGACGGAAAUAGGCAUUAGGGGUUGUUUUUGACAUAUAGCUUUGUAUACAAAAAACCAUGACCUUGUAAUAGCGUGAACUUAAUUGCCAACAAACUGCACCUGCUGAUGAUGUGUUCAUUAUGAAUCAUGCUUCAGGUCACAUCUUUCACUUAUUACAAAGUUGUAUUUGUUAAAUUUUUUUUCCUCCCCUUUGUUUGCCAUGUGGACAUGGAAUGUCUACCAGUUAUCGGUUGGUUUUUAAUAUACCCAGGUUUCAAAGUUAAUUUACCAAUAACAGCAGUCUGUUGUUUUUCUUG